Kazachstania africana CBS 2517 is the source of this 1116-nucleotide messenger RNA. It is a transcript of the gene AGE1, whose product is annotated as GTPase-activating protein AGE1. NCBI's taxonomy places the organism in Eukaryota, Fungi, Ascomycota, Saccharomycetes, Saccharomycetales, Saccharomycetaceae. The record is from RefSeq and is a predicted model, not a curated record. The transcript has a single exon. Gene Ontology annotation, molecular function: GTPase activator activity. Gene Ontology annotation, biological process: intra-Golgi vesicle-mediated transport. Gene Ontology annotation, cellular component: endosome; trans-Golgi network. The coding region runs from base 1 to 1116 and encodes 371 amino acids.
AUGUCUCUUUCUAAUGAUCUGACCGUUUCAAAUCAAAAAGAACUACGAAAAUUGGAUCCAUACUUACCAUUUCUUUGGGUACAAACUCUCAUCUCAUCAUUAUUGAAUACAAAUCCUACUAAAACAACAACAAGAAGCAGUAGUGCCAGUGGUGGAAAAAAUACGAAUCACCCAUCCUCCAAGAACAAUCCACGCCGUCUCAAUUUGAUUGAUAAAUCUUCCACACACAAGGAAGAUUUGAAAACGAUAAAUUCAAUUAAAUCAAAUAUCGACUAUACACUCCUGAAUACCGUUAAAAAAUUGCACGUUUCAAAUUUAAAAUGUUGUGAUUGUAAUAGUACGGAGAAUGUGGAAUGGAUUUCAAUUAAUUUACUCUGUACUCUCUGUAUCAAAUGUUCAGGAGCACAUAGAUCUAUGGGUUCGCAUAUCUCAAAGAUUAGAUCUUUAAUAUACGAUAAUUUCAGACCUGAUGAGUUAUUGUAUUUAAUUGAAAAUAAAAUUUCAAACUCUGCAUGCAAUUUACUUUAUGAAUCAAAUUUAGAUCCAGAUUUAAAAAUUGAUUUUAAUUCAAAUGAUUCGGAAAGAUCAACUUUCAUUACCAAUAAAUAUAAACUCAAAAUCUUUAUAAACGAUGGUAAUCAAGAUUUCAAAAAUUCUACAAAGCAAUUGGUUAAAGCAAUUCAUUUAAAUAGUAUCCAUUUAUUACAAUCAUGCAUAGCGAAAAGUAACAUGUCCCUAAGAGACUUAUCCCUACAAUACAAUAAAUCAUCAAAUUUAUCCCUUUUCAAAUAUUCAUUGAAGCAUUAUAAUUUCAUUAAUAACAAGAAAAUUUUUUAUGUAACAGAAUUUCUAUUAAUUAAUAACAUGACACUCGAUACAGAUUUCCCCACAACCUCAGAUCUUUCAAAUGACACUCUUAAUUACUGGAAAUUAAAAUUAACAAAUUCUGGUGAUUUACAACCGCAACUAAAUCCUGGAUCAGUGACAUCAAAGUCAAAUAGUAAUCCUACUAUUGAUAAUGACACCAAAGCGAACGUAAAAAGGAAUUCAGGCAAAAGAUGGAGUUUAGCACUUCUUCCAAGAUCGACAUUACAUAAAUCUUUAAAGAAAAAAUAA